Messenger RNA from Erinaceus europaeus (western European hedgehog), 6361 nucleotides. RefSeq names its product huntingtin interacting protein 1 (gene HIP1). Gene Ontology annotation, cellular component: extrinsic component of postsynaptic membrane; clathrin-coated vesicle; actin cortical patch. Gene Ontology annotation, biological process: clathrin coat assembly; actin filament organization; endocytosis. Gene Ontology annotation, molecular function: phosphatidylinositol-3,4-bisphosphate binding; clathrin light chain binding; phosphatidylinositol-3,5-bisphosphate binding. The record is from RefSeq and is a predicted model, not a curated record. Bases 82 to 3432 code for a protein of 1116 amino acids. The transcript has 33 exons. NCBI's taxonomy places the organism in Eukaryota, Metazoa, Chordata, Mammalia, Eulipotyphla, Erinaceidae.
GCAGGGCGGGGCGGGCGAGCGGCGCCGUGGGGACCCCGGGGCGGCAGUGGCCCCUGAAUCGGCUCGGCGCGGCGCGGCGACAUGGACCGGAUGGCCAGCUCCAUGAAGCAGGUGCCCAACCCGCUGCCCAAGGUGCUGAGCCGGCGCGCGGUGGGCUCCGGGGUGGAGGCGGCCGAGCGGGAGAGCUUCGAGCGGACCCAGACUCGAGCCGGGAAUCCGCGAGGGGGGGUUUGUUCCUGCCCACCGCGCCGGGCGCCUCCCGCGGAUCCCGGGGUUCCCCGCCCCCGCGCUGCGCCCGGCCCUCGGGCGCCCGCCUCCUCCGCUGCCUCCGGGCCCAGCGCGGUGCCGCCCGCCGCCACCGCACAUGGCACCGCCGGGCCCGGACUAGCUGAGCCCCGGGACGGGAGGGGCGCCGCCGCCAUGGACGUGAGCAAGGUGAUGGUCAGCAUUAAUAAGGCCAUUAACGCACAGGAAAUGGCUGUGAAGGAAAAACACGCCCGAACGUGCAUCCUGGGGACCCACCAUGAGAAGGGGGCACAGACCUUCUGGUCUGUGGUCAACCGGCUGCCUCUCUCCAGCAACGCCGUGCUCUGCUGGAAGUUCUGCCACGUGUUCCACAAGCUGCUUCGUGACGGACACCCACAUGUCCUGAAGGACUCGCUGAGAUACAAGAGUGAACUGAGUGACAUGAGCAGGAUGUGGGGCCACCUGAGUGAGGGGUACGGACAGCUGUGCAGUAUCUACCUCAAACUGCUGAGAACCAAGAUGGAGUUUCACGCCAAGAACCCCAGGUUCCCAGGCAACCUCCAGAUGAGUGACCGGCAGCUAGACGAAGCCGGGGAGAAUGACGUGAACAACUUCUUCCAGCUAACGGUGGAAAUGUUCGAUUACCUGGAGUAUGAGCUCAGCCUCUUCCAGACUGUGUUCAAGUCCCUGGACAUGUCGCGCUCGGUGUCAGUCACCACGGCCGGCCAGUGCCGCCUCGCCCCGCUGAUCCAGGUCAUCUUGGACUGCAGCCACCUUUACGAUUACACAGUCAAGCUUCUCUUCAAACUGCACUCGUGUCUCCCCGCUGACACCCUGCAGGGCCACCGGGACCGCUUCAUGGAGCAGUUCACAAAGUUGAAAGAUCUGUUCUACCGCUCCUGCAACCUACAGUACUUCAAGCGGCUCAUCCAAAUCCCUCAGCUGCCUGAGAACCCGCCCAACUUCCUCCGGGCCUCUGCGCUGUCAGAGCACAUCAGCCCUGUGGUGGUCAUCCCCGCCGAGGCCUCGUCCCCCGACAGCGAGCCGGUCCUGGACAAGGAUGACCUCAUGGACAUGGAUGCCUCCCAGCAGAAUGCCUUUGACAACAAGUUUGAUGACAUCUUUGGCAGCUCGUUCAGCAGUGAUCCCUUCAAUUUCAACAGUCAGAAUGGUGUGAACAAGGAUGAGAAGGAUCACAUCAUCGAGCAGCUGCACAGAGAGAUUGCAGCCCUGAAAGCACAGCUGGAGAGCCUGAAGACUGAGAGUCAGCGAGCCAUGCUGCAGCUCAAGGGCCAGGUGAGUGAGCUGGAGGCGGAGCUGGCCGAGCAGCAGCACCUGCGGCAGCAGGCAGCCGACGACUGCGAGUUCCUGCGAGCAGAACUGGAUGAGCUCAAGAGGAAGCGGGAGGACACGGAAAAGGCUCAGCGCAGCCUGACGGAGAUUGAGCGGAAGGCCCAGGCCAAUGAGCAGCGGUACAGCAAGCUGAAGGAGAAAUACAGUGAGCUGGUGCAGAGCCACGCAGACCUGCUGCGCAAGAAUGCUGAGGUGACCAAGCAGGUGUCCCUGGCCAGGCAGGCACAGGCAGACAUGGAGCGGGAGAAGCAGGAAGUGGAGGAUUCCUUCCAGCGCCUCAGCGAGCAGGCCCAGAAGAAGACUCACGAGCAGACGGAAGUCCUUGAGAGCCUGAAGCGAGAACUGGCCAGCAGCAAACAGGAGCUACAGCUGGUCCAGAACAGCCUGGACGCUUCUGUUGAGUCGGAAUCCAAGCGGGCGGCCCAGAUGGAGGCCCUGCAGCAGGAGCGGCUGGACUUGGUGAGCACCUGCGCACAUCAGGAGGAGGAACUGGCCCAAGUCCGGGCACAGCUGGAACAGACGCAGCGGGACCUGGGCAGCAUGCAGGAAUCCAUGUGCCAACUUGAGAAGCAGCAGCGGAAAACACUGCUGAUGGAGGCGAGGAAGGCAGCAGAGCAGGUGAUCCGGGAGGCCCUGCAGCAGCUGGAGGAGCCCUCGGUCGUGAGCUGCGCUGGCUCUGCAGAUCACCUUCUUGCCAAGAUCAAGUCUGUUUCCAGCUGCAUUGAGCAACUAGAAAAAAGCUGGGACCAGUAUCUUACUUACCCGGCAGAUAUCAGUGGGCUGCUCCACUCAGUGGCCCUCCUCGCCCACCUGACCAGUGAUGCCAUCAUUCAUGGGAGCACCACCUGUCUCAGAGCCCCCCCAGAGCCAGCUGACUCACUGACUGAGGUCUGUGAGCAGUAUGCCCAGGCGACCAUCACUUACCUGGCAUUCCUGGAAGAAGAAAGAGCCCUUAAAGAUAGUGACAGCACGGACCUGAGGAGAUGCCUCAGAAAGAUCAUUGCUAUCAGCGAGGAGCUGCUGCCCCAAGGCCUGGACUUCAAACAGGAGGAGCUGGGCGACCUGGUGGACAAGGAGAUGGCCGCCACCUCUGCGGCCAUCGAAGCUGCGACGGCCAGGAUAGAGGAGAUGCUCAGCAAGUCCCGAGCCGGAGACACGGGAGUCAAACUAGAGGUGAAUGAACGGAUCCUGGGCUCCUGCACUGGCCUCAUGCAAGCCAUUCAGGUCCUGAUUUCGGCGUCCAAGGAGCUCCAGAAAGAGAUCGUGGAGAGCGGCCGGGGCACGGCAUCCCCCAAAGAGUUUUAUGCCAAGAACUCUCGCUGGACGGAAGGACUCAUCUCUGCCUCCAAAGCUGUGGGCUGGGGAGCCACUGUCAUGGUGGACGCAGCCGAUCUGGUGGUCCAGGGCAAAGGCAAGUUCGAAGAGCUGAUGGUAUGUUCCCACGAAAUCGCAGCUAGCACAGCCCAGCUGGUGGCUGCCUCCAAGGUGAAAGCUGACAAGGACAGCUCCAACCUCGCCCAGCUGCAGCAGGCCUCACGGGGCGUAAACCAAGCCACCGCCACCGUGGUGGCCUCCACCACUGCCAGCAAAUCCCAGAUCGAGGAGACAGACAACAUGGACUUCUCAAGCAUGACACUGACCCAGAUCAAACGCCAGGAGAUGGAUUCCCAGGUGAGGGUGCUGGAGCUAGAAAAUGAGCUGCAGAAGGAGCGCCAGAAGCUGGGAGAGCUGCGCAAAAAGCACUACGAGCUUGCGGGGGUCGCAGAGGGCUGGGAAGAAGGAACAGAAGCACCUCCACCAGCUCUGCAGGAAGCAGUCAGUGAAAAGGAAUAGCGCCACACCGCCACCCACUUCCACCAGAGUUCUUUUCCGUUUCACCAUUUGCACAAACUCGCGAACACAAGGAGGGUCAGCGGAUUGGAACCCCUGACGCACCCGGCCUCUGUACUGGCUCAGCGCUUGCUCACUCGCUUGGAGGCCAAAGAACAGGCUCCUCCCUGGCUGAGAAGGUCAAGGUCACCCCUCUCCCCUCUUGGCAGUUCAUCAGAUUCCCGCUGCUUCUUACGGUGACUAGCUGGGUUUUUGGUUUUCUUCUUCAUGCUCCACUCACAGAGCCAAUUCUCCCAGAGGGAACUCCCCCCCCACCCGGGGGGGGGGGGGCUGUGCCAUCCGGGGAGCAACCUCCAGCCCCCAAUCCCAGCAGGUAACAGCCAUGGUGCUGCUUAGGGCUUCUCCCUGGUGCUUUGAGCGCCGGCCCCCCCACGCUGUGCCCUACUGGGCAGCUGUGGCCACUUGCCGGGGGUGGGGGCAGCUACUGCACCCCAAGCGCCUCAAAAGGCAGAAGCAGAGCGAGUGCCUUUCCUUCCUGAAGCCAGAGCCCAGUGCUGGCCCCUCCCACCUUCCCAAGCCGGUGAGGGGGGUGGGCCUGCAGAGAAGGAGCGGAGAGUUUGUACACAGCUGCGGGCAUCUUUCUGAGGAACUCCUCACCACCUGGCUGGAAAGUCUGAUCCUGUACUUGCUCCCUGAUGGGGCCUCAAGAUGGAGCCAGUGAAGGGUUCCCGGUCCCCUGCUCCAAAUGACUGCCUCUGGAAUCUGCAGGAGAUAGUUCCACGUUCUACCAAAAUGACAGGCCCAGGAGGUCAGGCGCAUCUGCCUUCCGGUGGGCGGGAGAAAACCUGUGUGGUUGAGUUGGCACCUUUCGUAUUUAUUACUGACUUCCGGUUAGCAGUGACCGUCUGCAGAAAGACGGGACAAGCAGGACUUUGCAUGUGAUGCUGGCCGGGCUCCGAGUGGCUGCUCUGGUCCCGCCGGCUUGGAGAGGUGGAGGCAAGCCAGAAGGCUGUCCCCACCCAUCACCAGUGUGGGUCCGAAACCUAGCAGAUUCCUCAGCACGUCGGAAUGAGAGCAGAGAUACAGGGACAGGCCAGCCCCCCCUCCUCCACAUGGACCCCAGCAUUUAAGUGGCCUUCCGAUCUUGGGUAAACAGUGUCUUCCUUCCUUGUCUGUAGCGGUUGGUGGGUGGUAGAGCCCCCAUGGGCACUCUGGGGGCCCUGUCCUCCCAAGGCAGGUCUGCAAGCCUGGACUCCCUGACAGAUCGUAGGACCCUGAUCACUGUGAAUCAAACCCCGCUCCCAGACGUCUCUGCAUGGCUCCUCAGUAGGGCACUCCAAAACCAAACCCAGCCCAAGCCCCUCCCAGAAGCUCACACUGGACUCAGAUGUGCGGUCUCCAGACUGGACCAUAUGACACUGAACAGUCCAGCUCAGAGCCUUCACCCCAGGCUCAGAAGAGCUGGCAUGGCGCCCCUGGCAUGGCUCAUGCCAAUUUAUGUGUCCUCCCUGUACUCCGCAUCCUUGAAGGUGGUCCAUCUCAGUUCCAAAGUCACGGACAAGAGUUCUGCUUCCAACUACCAGUAGGGGGCGAUGGGUUCAGUAUAUUGGAUCACGUUAGGCUCCUCUGAAUGACAUGCUCUCUAAAAACAGAAACCCCAGAGCUGGAGUAGGGGGAGGGGAUUGGCCCACAUUUGAAUCCUGGCACCACUUGGGAGAUGCCAAGGGAACGGGGGAAGUUCCAGUGCUAUAGUGUCUCUCCAUCUGCUGUUAUACACACACACGUACAGUCAUGAUUCUGAAUGAAGGGGUGGUGAAAUCCGUGUGCAAGGCAUUGCUUAAAUAAGUAAAUCAAAAGCCCCAGUCAUUCUAAAAACCUUUGUGGGCGGAGUCGAAGCAAUGAAACCGUUAAACAAGCCCAGGCAAGCCCAGGUGUAGUGUGACUGUUCCCAGCAGCGCUCAGAGAGGAGCAGGUCCAUUCUCCAGCCAAUGUCAGACUGCCCCCACAGGGGUGCUGUCCUUGGCAUGGAGCAUCUCGCUUCAAAUGGGAGUCGAAUCUUGCAGUGCUCAGAAGGAGCCUCACAGCCUGCGAUUGUGGUCCCAGGCUGAGUGACCGUCCUCGUGGUCAAGCAAGAGGGAACAGCCAUCAAUGAAAAGACAGCAGCACAGGCUGGUUAGUUCUGUCCACGGUGCUGACUCCACUAGAGAAAGGAUGUGCUUUGGCCUGUAACAACUAGGCAGUGUCUCCAUACUUAGCGAUGCCUCACCGAGUCUCUGCAAUCCUCCCCACUGACGGAAGCCAUCAGUCCCGCCAUUGGCGUCCCCACCACACUGGCUCUGGCCUGUCUCAGUCACGCUCCCCACAGAGACCGCACUGCCGUCACCAGAGUCCCCGCCACAGGCCUGCCAGCCACCCACACGGCCACCAGGCCACAUCUGCUGCUCCAAGCCUCAUCUUCCACACACCCAGGCCAGCCACAUGGUCUCCUGUGCAAAUAGUCGGGUACACGGCGCGUCCAAUUCCGAGAGUAGGAAAUUGCCAGAAGUGUCUUUCAGGCCACCCUCAACUACCUCAGGUUUGAAGGCCCGAAAUUAAGCUGAUUACUACUCACAGGGCAAACCGAGGGGAUUCUGAUCAAUCUUGGGUGGGGGAGACACACGUGGGCUGAAACUUAGGACAGACUCUGUCCCAAGGAGCUGGGCAGGGAGGGAGCUGGGCUGGUUUUCUUUCUCUAGUUGAACCUGUCCCCCGGCUCCCCGUUAGAAUAGUUGUGAUGAAUUCCAUUUCUCACUGUGUGCCUACCUUCCCAGGGCGGGUGGCCACUGUCUUUCCUUUCCUUCCAUGGAGACUUUUCUUAUGUUAUAAAUACCUUCCUUUGUACAAUACACUGCAUCUGUGUUUUCGAUUUUUUCAAAUAAAUAUUUCAACCGGG